Messenger RNA from Volvox carteri f. nagariensis, 4870 nucleotides. RefSeq lists its product as uncharacterized. Gene Ontology annotation, molecular function: alpha-1,4-glucan glucosyltransferase (UDP-glucose donor) activity. The record is from RefSeq and is a predicted model, not a curated record. The transcript is spliced from 20 exons. Bases 1953 to 4067 code for a protein of 704 amino acids. Lineage: Eukaryota; Viridiplantae; Chlorophyta; Chlorophyceae; Chlamydomonadales; Volvocaceae.
AUGACUGUCACAGUAAAAUCCGGCCGAAGUGAGCUUUUGCCCAGCCUUCAGGACACCCAGGAAUUCCUGAAUGGUCUGGACCAGCAAAGGGUUAACGGUCCGGCAAAGAACCUUUUCCGGUGGGAUGCCCCGCUGGUGGUUGCACGCGCUCCGGGCCGGCUGGACGUGAUGGGCGGCAUUGCAGACUACAGUGGCAGCCUAGUUUUGCAAAUGCCCAUUAGCGAAGCCGCGCACGUUGCCGUGCAGCUGCAAGACGCAGACGGGGGAUCUCCAGCCACCGUACACAUCAUAUCCAUUCCAGGGCCCGGAGAGGAGGCUCACCGGGCGCCCACAUUCACCUGCAACUCCGAGGACUUGUUUCCCGGCGGCCAACCCCUCGCAUACAACGCGGCACAGACGUAUUUCAAGGCAUCCCCAGCCUCCAGCUGGGCCGCCUAUAUAGCCGGAUGCCUUCUGGUGCUGGCGCGGGAUGGACCCGACGCGUCCACCGUGGCUGCCCGUCUGGCCUGCAGCAGCGUCCGAGUGCUCGUGCAGAGCCGUGUGCCCGAGGGCAAGGGUGUCUCCUCCAGCGCUGCGGUGGAGGUGGCCACCAUGAUGGCUCUGUGCGGGGCCCUGGGGGUGGAGCUGGAGGGGCGCCAGAUGGCAAUUCUGUGCCAGCGUGUGGAGAACCUGGUGGUGGGGGCGCCGUGCGGCAUCAUGGAUCAGAUGGCCUGCACUCUGGGCCGUCAACACUCCCUCCUGGCGCUGCUGUGUCAGCCCGCUGAGGUCGAGGGCACGGUGGAAAUACCGGAGCACGUCGCGGUGUGGGGCGUUGACAGUGGCAUCCGCCACAGCGUGGGUGGCUCCGACUACGGCAGUGUGCGAGUGGGCGCAUUCAUGGGCCUGCGUAUCGCAAGCAGCAGCGGCAAGGAGUCGGACGAUGUUGGACCGCCGCCUGCCGGCUGGGGCGGCUACCUGGCGCGGCUCACUCCGAGCCAGCUGGCGCAGCGUUUCGCUGGAAUACUGCCAUCGUCAAUCAAGGGCUCGGAGUUCCUCCGCCGCUACACCUCUCACUACGACUCCAUUACCUCCAUCAACCCAGACAAGGAGUAUGCGGUGCUCCAGCCGGCUUCCCACCCCGUCCAGGAGCAUUUCCGGGUCAAAACCUUCAAGCAGGCGCUUCAGCUGCCGCCAGGGCCGGAGCAGCUCGAGUUGCUUGGAGAACUAAUGUUCCAGAGUCACGCGAGCUACAGCGGCUGCGGUCUCGGAUCAGAUGGCACUGACAGGCUGGUUGCCUUGGUCCGUGAAGAGCUGGAUGCGUCGCGCGCACGGGGUGGAAAAGGGGGCCCGCUCUGGGGUGCUAAAAUUACAGGCGGCGGAUGCGGUGGAACAGUGUGCAUUCUUGGGGAAGCCGGGCCUGAGGGCGAUGCGGCGGUGCAACGGGUCGUGGAAGCUUACGCGCGCGAACGAGGUGUCGACGCCUUGACUGUGAAGGUGUUUCGCGGAUCGUCGCCCGGGGCAGCCGAGGUUGGGCCCAUAACCAUCCUAUUAGAUUAGGCCUAGGUGCAUCUUGCGACCGAGUUACGCCACUUUUUGUGACUUGGGAGAGGUGAUCAUCCCCACAAUACCGUGUUACAACGUGCGCUUAAAAUUGUUAUGUUAUCGAUGAAUUGCUUUACGCAAGCAUUGAAGUUUGUGUUAUGCAUAACAGUACUUUUUGCAGUGACUUUUCCUCUUCUGCCUCUGUUGGUCCGGAUAAAGCCGUACAUUCUGAGGACUCUUUUCCGCUGACGUGGCUAUUACAGCGAGGCCAUAACUAACUGUGCUUGUGCGGAUAUUUUAUAAUAUUCUUAUUGUUUGCAAUAAGGUGCUCAUUCUCAUCUAGACUGCCGUCUUGACUUUUAAGAAUUUUUCCACUACGUCCUGUGUGAGCCCUAGUUUUGAGUGUUUCGGCCUUUGGAGCCCCACCAAACAUGCAACCAUCCUUGCCAACCGUGGUGAUGGGCCGAUCGCCGGGUCUUUCACGGACCGGAGUCAGCGCGCCGACGGGGCGCCUGGGCAUUACGCAGAACUCUCCCGCUAGCGUUAGCGGCCGAUGUCAUAGGCGCACUCAUGUUACAUACGCGCAAGAAGAGCAACGCGGCGAUAACAUUGGCGACAUACAUCGUCAGCUUCUUGCAGAAAUUGAGGAACGACGUCGAAACCAGGCCCAGCUGCUGGAUAAGUUAAACAGGCUGGCGUCUGAGACGGCUACAAAAUCUAGCAAUGGUGCUGUGGCGGCACCUGAUGUUCCAGCUCCUGUACCUGUGCCAGUUUAUUCAACCGUCAGCACAGGCCCGUCCUCAACCGCCGCGCAGACUUUUUCUCCUCCCGCGCCCUCCAAAGCUCCCCUCUCGCCCCCAUCUCCUCCGCCUAAGCCCUCCGUGCCGAAACCCUCUCUAGUCACCGCGCCCUCAGUGCCAAUCUUUGAGGUCCCGACGUUGCCACUGUCCAUGGAGUCGGAGAUGUACAUCGAACCCGCUGUGCCGAUGGCAGAGGCGCUGCCAUCACCCGCCGAGGAGCAGCCAGCUGCCUUGGAAAAGCCGCCGCCGCUGGCAGGCCCCAACGUGAUGAACGUGGUUAUGGUGGGCGCUGAAUGUGCGCCUUGGUCUAAGACAGGCGGUCUAGGGGACGUCAUGGCGGCGCUUCCCAAGGCCCUUGCUCGCCGUGGCCAUCGCGUCAUGGUGGUGGUACCGCGCUACGAAAACUACCCGAAUGCCUGGGAGACAGGCGUCAGGCGGAUUUACAACGUUUUCAACUCCCAGCAGGAGGUGGGCUAUUUCCACGCCUACGUGGACGGAGUGGACUAUAUCUUUGUGGACCACUCCUCCUUCCACAACCGCGGCAAGAACAUUUACGGGGGCGAGCGCGGCGAGAUUUUGUUCCGCUGUGCUCUGCUCUGCAAGGCCGCUCUGGAGGCUGUGUGGCAUGUGCCCUGCGGCGGCAUCACCUACGGUGACGAGAACCUGUGCUUCAUCGCGAACGAUUGGCAUACGGCGUUGCUGCCAGUGUAUCUUCAGGCGCACUACCGGGACUACGGGAAGAUGACGUACGCGCGUUGCGUGUUUGUGAUCCACAACAUGGCUCACCAGGGCCGCGGUCCGUUUGCUGAGUCCAGUGAGUUGGAGCUGAAUGACGAGUACCGCGAGCGGAUGCGGCUGUAUGACCCGAUCGGUGGCGAGCAUAUGAACGUCAUGAAGGCGGGUCUGGAAUGUGCGCACCGGCUGGUGGCAGUGUCGCACGGCUACGCCUGGGAGUGCCAAACGCCGGAGGGUGGUUGGGGCCUGCACGAGGUGCUCAAGGUGAACAACUGGAAGCUGCGCGGCAUUGUCAAUGGCAUCGACGACCAGGAGUGGAAUCCCGCCUUGGACGAAUUCCUUCAGACCGACGGCUACAGGAACUUCACCUUGGAUACCAUGGUCGAGGGCAAACGGGCUUGCAAGAUGGCGCUGCAGAAGGAGCUGGGCCUGCCUGUGGAUCCGGACGCGCCGCUGCUGGGCUUCAUCGGGAGACUGGACUAUCAAAAAGGGGUGGACCUCAUCCGUGACACGUACGACUACAUCAUGGGGGAGAAGUGCCAGCUGGUGAUGCUGGGGAGUGGCCGCCAGGAUCUGGAAGACGCCUUGCGGGAUAUGGAGAACAGGAACAAGAACCAGUGCCGCGGCUGGGUGGGCUUCUCGGUAAAGAUGGCGCACCGGAUCACGGCGGCGGCGGACAUCCUGCUCAUGCCUUCGCGUUUCGAGCCGUGCGGCCUCAACCAGCUCUACGCGAUGGCGUACGGGACAGUACCCAUUGUGCAUGCUGUGGGCGGGCUGCGUGAUACUGUUAAGCAGUACAACCCGUACGACAACGUCGGCACCGGCUGGUGCUUUGACCGAGCUGAGGCUAACAAGCUGCGUGAGUCGAUCAACAACGCGCUCUACACGUACCGUCAGUUCCGGGAGUCCUUUCAUGGCAUACAGCGUCGUGGCAUGGAACAGGACCUGACCUGGGACAACGCGGCGUCUAUUUACGAGGAGGUCCUCGUGGCCGCCAAGUACCAGUGGUAAUGAAAAGUGGCAGCCUGUGUGGACCUUGGUAGUUACGAUAUAAUAUAGAUACGAGGCCUUGGCAGUUACGAGAGUGGGGUUGGGUCUUAGCGUACGUCGGGUAUGGAGAGGGGGGACGCGGUUGACGAUUGCCCAUUUCCUAUAUUUGCUUGGUAGUGCGAAACCUGUUGAACAUUUUGAAGUUGUAGGCACAAAGCAGGCGCUGCUGGUCAUUAGGCGCUGCCGGUCAUUUGGCACUUCGCCAGUGUAGGUGCGGGCGUUUUGAGGGGUGAAGUCCUGGCGGCCUGGAUCGGUCCAUGAGCGAGAUUUUUCGGGGCUCGGUGAUUUUGGUGGGGAGAGUGGGGAUUUUGCAUAGUGCAAGUGAGUCAUUUGUGACGUAUGUAAGGCGUAGGGGAACUUGGGGAGUUCCGUAUUUCAUUCCAAUUUUUAGCAGAACUGAGAGGAGAGGUUUAUUUGUGCUUGCAGAAUGGUGCAAGCGGGAGGGCUUUAUAAUGCGGUUUUUCGGCGAGGCACGUUGAGACACGAUGGUCGGCAAACUAACUACCGUUCGCGAGAGAAGAUUAUCCUGUUGAACACAUUUUCUAUUAUAUUUGCAAGUAUAACUUGUCCCUAAUCGCAUAUGGACAUAUGCGCGUCGAUAAGUUCGUUGCAUGCACUUGUGGGCCGAUAAGACCUCGUGUUUGGUAAAACCCCGCAUGCAAACAUAUAUAUACAACUCCAGGACAACACUGCAUUCGUCAGAGAGAAUUUCAGGAGUGUUCUGUCGACCGCAACGUACUCCUCAAUUGUAAACAGCUGAACGG